Messenger RNA from Drosophila innubila, 3086 nucleotides. RefSeq names its product tubulin-specific chaperone cofactor E-like protein (gene mlt). Gene Ontology annotation, biological process: protein folding. Gene Ontology annotation, molecular function: alpha-tubulin binding. The transcript has a single exon. Lineage: Eukaryota; Metazoa; Arthropoda; Insecta; Diptera; Drosophilidae. The record is from RefSeq and is a predicted model, not a curated record. The coding region runs from base 1221 to 2702 and encodes 493 amino acids.
UCUAUUUGGUGUCAUCAAAAUUCACGAGAUAAGUUCUUAUCUGAUUUUAGCUGCAGGGGCGGCAGCGCCUUAAAGAGCAUAAUAUAUUAUUGGUUUUUUCAUAGUUAAAUCAGAUGAGAACUUAUCGCAUAGUUUAAUUUCGGAAUACGUAUCAAAAGUAACAAAAUCGAACGGCGGUUAAAGAAAAAACAAUAAAAUUAAUAAUUAAAAGCUACCCCUGAAUCCGCUCCUGUGCGCACGACUGCACGACCUACACACAAAAAAAAAAGCACUCAACGAAGCUGGCAGCGCGACUGGCAAAACGGGCCACAAGAAUACAUACAACACGGAGGCAAAUUCGUUCUUGUGUUGUGGUUUAGUUGAGCGUUUGGUGGCGUUGCGAACAGACGGAGAGACACCAACAGAAAUCAGCAGCAGCAAAGCAGCAACAAUUAGAAAAACUAAACAAUAACAAAGAAAAAAUAACAAAAAAAAGAAAAACGCAACAAAUUCGUAAGCUACUCAGCUUGGCCUGGCUUUUGUCAUAGUAAACGCCAUUGACUGGAAUAUUAACAGAGGAAGGAGGAACGGUGGAGCCAGAGAGAAAGACAGAGAGGAAGAGAGACAAAGAGGGGCAGCAGGUAGACUAGCAAGUGGCCCCCACACACGCAUUUGUCGUGUUUCUUUGUUUCGACAAAAACAAAUUUGUUAAAUUAGUGCGCAAUUACAACAGCAACAAAAACAACGGCAGCAGCAGCAAUAGUAACAGCAAUAACAACAAAAGCAGCGUGCGCAGCAAUUUGUUUAAAUCGACGACUGCAGUAAACUGCGCAAAAUAAGCAAAAAAAAAACAAUUGCAUCACGCAACAACAAAACGCAAGCUUAAAAGCAAUAACAAAUUGAAUGCAUAUAAAACGCAACUAAAAGUUCUGCCAAAAAUCAAUAAGCAGCGCAGUAGCAGCGCAGCAACUGCAGCGAGAGACAGAAGCUGUGACUAGUUUAACUACAACUACAACAACGACUACAACAACAGGAACAGUAACUGGCAGCAAAAGCUUUGGCAGCAAUAAAGUUAAAGCUCAAAGCGCAGCAAACGCAGCUAGCGCGCAAAGUAAAGCAACAACAAAAACAAAAGUGAAACGUAAAUUUACAUAAUUUACGUUGUGUAGACACUGGCCGCAGACACCGUUUAAGAGGAGAGUGAGAGUGAGAGCGAGAACGAGAACGAAAACGAGAGCGAGAUGCCCUCAUUGCUGGAGGCGCUCGAGCGCAAAUAUUUUGCCGAAUGCGAAUUUGAGAACGCCAAUCAGCCGGAGCUGCAUAAGCGCUCCGAUCUGCCCAAUGAUUUUACGGUUACGAAAUGCGGCGGUCGCAUGGAAUUCUCAAUUUUUAUACCCCGCCUCUCACCGCUGACCAGUGUGCCCGCACUCCUGGUGCUCAACGAUUGUGACAUCGAUUGUGCCGGAGAUUUUGAGAGUAUUCGUGAGAAAUGUCAGCGUGUGCGGGAAUUGGAUUUGGCACAGAAUAAGCUGCAGGAUUGGCAGGAAGUGUUCAACAUACUGAAGCAUAUGCCAAGGAUUGAGUUCUUAAAUCUGAGCAAGAACCAACUGAUGAGUCCGGCGAGUGCGCUGCAGGCGGCGCCAACGGUGAACCUCAAGAAUCUGGUCCUAAACGGCACCUAUCUGGACUGGAUGUGUGUGGAUGCCUUGCUGCAGAAUCUGCCCGUGUUGCAGGAGUUGCACUUGAGUCUAAACAAUUAUCGAGCCGUGCUGCUGGAUGCCGCGGAGUCGGCAAACUGCAACAACUGCCAAUGCGUGCCACAGACACACAACGACAAAGCGGAAGCGGAUGCGGAUACGGAAACGGAAACGUGCUGCAAUCUGUGCCAGGCCAAUCGCAAGUUAACAAGAGCUCAUCCGGAGCUGAAGACGUUGCACUUCACGGGCAAUCCCAUUGAGCAUUGGCAGGAGAUCUGUCGCCUGGGCAGACUCUUCCCCAGCCUGGAGUCACUGGUUCUAGCCGAGUGUCCCAUCAAAUCCCUGCAAUCCUCCACGGCCACAACCACCGCCACCGCCACUGCCGAACUGGAUUCAGCCAGUGAGAGUCACAAGUAUUUCCCGCACCUGAAGUUGCUCAAUCUCAGCUGCGCCCAGUUGAAUAGCUGGGCGGACAUCGAUGAGCUGGCCAAGUACAGUCAGCUCCAGAAUCUGCGGGUCAAGCACUGGCCCCUGUGGGAGACUCUGGAGUGCACGGAGCAUGAGCGUCGCCAGCUGCUCAUUGCGCGUCUGCCCAAUGUGUCCAUGUUGAAUGGCGGCGGCAAGAUCAGUGUGGAUGAGCGUGUGGACGCGGAACGUGCCUUUGUCCGGCAUUAUAUGGACAAGCCGGAGAGUGAGCGACCAUCACGAUAUGCGGAACUUCUGGCCGUCCAUGGCAAACUGGAUCCCUUGGUCAAUGUCAAUCUGAAGCCGGAGAAACGGGUCAAAGUCGUCUUCACCUACAACGAUGUGAGCGAGAGUCGAUUUGUGGACAUCUAUUUGACGGUCGGCGAUCUGAAGAUCAAGCUGGAGAAGCUCAUCAAUCUGGCGCCAAACAAGAUGCGUCUCUAUUAUCUCGAUCAGGACUACAGAGAGCACGGGCCGGAGGAGAUGCGGUUUCCCAACAAGCGACUCUACAGUUACAAUCUACAGUCGGGUGAUGAGAUCAUUAUUGAUGCCAAGAAGUGAAUUCUCUCCAACAACAACAACGAUGCUACGAGCUGGGUGCUAACAGCAACAACAACUUGUGAUCUUGUAUCAAAUUGUCGGAUACAAACCCCAUAUAUAUACACACACACAUACAUAUACACAUAAAUAUAACGUAUCUUACAUAUAUAUAUCAAUAUAUUAUACAUAUUUUUAUUUUUAUUUACCGCCUUCUGAAAACCAAUUACUGUAUAUACAUUUAAACGGCCAUGACGUGCAUCCACACAGAUACAGUACACACAAACACUCACUCACAUGCAUAAAUAUAUGUAAACAAGUAUAUUUUAAUUACCGUUUAACCUAAGCCAGGCUACAGACUAAAAAAGCAUAACAUUAAAAUUUAAACAACAACAAUUUAAACUGGAA